This is a messenger RNA of Exophiala mesophila, 1225 nucleotides long. RefSeq lists its product as uncharacterized. Bases 118 to 1200 code for a protein of 360 amino acids. The record is from RefSeq and is a predicted model, not a curated record. The transcript has a single exon. Gene Ontology annotation, molecular function: NAD binding. Lineage: Eukaryota; Fungi; Ascomycota; Eurotiomycetes; Chaetothyriales; Herpotrichiellaceae.
GGUUUGUCAGGAUCUAUAUUCGAGUCAGAAUUCGUUUCUGGAUAUUUAUAGCGGCAUCACGGUCUUGAAGAAGUCAUAGUACCAAGAGCCUCAGCAUUCACCACUCCACUCAUCGCCAUGUCUGCAGACGACAGCAAGGAAACGAUCCGGGUUGCAAUCUUAGACGACUAUGCGGGGAUUGCCAACGAACAUUUCGAGAAAGUCAUCAUUCAAUACCCUCAUGUUCAGGUGUCCAACUAUGCGACAACACUGAAUACACGGACGGAGGAGGGUCAUGCGGCGUUGGUCGCACGACUUGAACCGUACACGGUGGUGGCGUCGAUGCGGGAACGCACACGGUUCCCACGUAGCGUGCUCGCGGCACUGCCUAAGCUGCGGGUGUUGCUGACGACGGGGAUGCGCAAUGCGGCGAUCGACCUAGCGGCAGCCAAGGAGUUGUCGAUCACCGUGGUGGGCACAGGACAUAAGCCCAACAUGGUCAAGGGCUACGAUGCGACCAACGAGCAGACUUGGGCGUUGAUUCUGGGUCUGGUGAAGAAUAUCGUGGCGAGCGAUGCAAGUAUCAAGUCGACGCCAGACGGCUGGCAGCCUGGCCUGAUAUCUAGUCUUGGGGGCAAGACUCUGGGUCUUCUAGGCCUCGGUCGUCUGGGUGCCCAGGCCGCCGUCACCGGGAAACUGGGCUUCGGCAUGAAUAUCCUUGCAUGGAGCUCGAGUCUGACUCAGGAGCGAGCCGAUGAACUAGCUCAAGCCAAUGGUCUGUCACCCGGUUCUUUUGUCGUGGCAAAGUCCAAGGAAGAGCUCUUUCGGUCUGCGGACGUUCUGUCGGUUCAUUAUGUUCUUUCGGACCGGUCUCGUGGCAUUGUGGCCAAGAAGGAGCUCGAGUGGAUGAAGAAGGAUGCUGUUUUGGUCAACACCUCGAGAGGUCCAUUGAUUGAUGAGACAGACUUGUUGGCUGUGCUGGAGAGAGGUGGGAUUAGAGGUGUAGGCUUGGAUGUCUUUGAAAUUGAGCCCUUGCCAUCAGAUGCUCCCUGGCGGAGAGAUGGCUAUUGGGGCGUGGAUGGGAGAUCUGCCGUCUUGGUCAGUCCUCACAAUGGUUAUGUCGAGGGCGAAACUAUGCAUUCUUGGUAUGAACAGCAGGCUCAGAGUCUCAAGCAAUGGCUAGAGGGAGGAGUGGAUGCUUUGGAGAAGAAAAUUGAAUAGGAGGGUCAAUACUUGAACAUGGGGA